This is a messenger RNA of Dufourea novaeangliae, 10133 nucleotides long. RefSeq lists its product as uncharacterized. NCBI's taxonomy places the organism in Eukaryota, Metazoa, Arthropoda, Insecta, Hymenoptera, Halictidae. The transcript is spliced from 3 exons. The record is from RefSeq and is a predicted model, not a curated record. The coding region runs from base 1 to 10071 and encodes 3356 amino acids.
AUGAACUACGGUGGGAAUAUGCCAGAUUGGCACCAGUUUAAUGCCUCACAAACAAAUGAAGUAACACCUGCUACACAAAAUGUUAAUUCUGGUCAUUUGGCAUUCAUUCCUGGUGUUAGCCCACCAACAUUGAAUGCACAUAGUUUUAGCUCUGAAGGUCUUAAUAAACAUCAACAUGAUUCUAAUUUUAAUCCAAGAAACUUUCAGUCGUUUAACAAUGUUUCCAAUGGCACAAACAUUUCGAACAACAGUCCUCUUGCAUCCAUGGUGCAAAUGCAAAAUUGUAUUGGGCACUACAGCUCUCCAAAUACAAGAAAUCCUAUGCUAGAUAACUUAAACCCUACUGUUGAUCCAAGAAAUAAUACAAUUGGGAAUAUAAACAAUGAGUUAGGAUAUAGAAGUAAUCAGGUGUCUUUCAACGGCCCUAUAAGUCACCUAAAUGGACCAACUUGUAACCUAAGCACAUCAUCUGGGCCUGUGUCUGGACUUGGAUCUAGAACUAAUUCUGGACCAGGACCUGGAACUAGUCCUGGGAAUGGAAGUGGACCUGGGACUGGUCCUAUAUUUGGGCCUGGUCCUAGGCAUGGGCCUGUAUCUGGAACAGCAUCAGGAUCAGGUUCAGUGCCUACAACUAUGGGACCAAGAAAUACUAAUAUUGGUUCGGUACACGCUGGGAAACCUGGACCUCCCGCGUUUAUGCCCUGUAAGGGGAUGUGCUGUAAUUCAGAUGCUAAUAUCAACUAUCAACAGUGGGAAAAGUUUGGACCUUAUCAGAAUAAUACACCAUACAGAGAUAAUGCACAUCCGUCCAACUACCAAACAGACAACAGGCAUUUUGGAAAUAAUUGUAACUUUAGGAAAGAAAAUCUAGAUGGCAAAGAAACAAUGGGAUCCGUAAUGCCCAGCACACCUGUUGUAGAUCACAGAAGAAAUUUUACCGAUUACAAGUACCAUAAAGAUCAUUUAUUACAUAGAAAUUAUUCAACAUCCACAGGACUGUUUCCUAAUUAUCCCACGCAAAAUUACAAUUACUCGACAGAGCAACAAACAUAUCCUUAUCCAGUAAAAGAGCAUUCAAAGACGAGUAAUAUUAGUAUUCCGAAUUCAGGAAUGUUGAAGCAUCCGGAACAAAAUUUUGUUGCUCAACAGAAGUAUAAUAAUAAACAGUAUCAGUAUCAAAACAGAAACAUGUUACCUAAAGGAGUGCCUGCCUUAAAUGUUAGCGGCAAUAUGGUAUCAUCACCACAGAAUGCUUACUUCAAUUCGCAAUUCUCCAGAAACAUUCCAGCAGAGAUGUCUCCUGAAUGUCAAGAAAUUAAUGCUGAUAAUACUACAGUAUCUAAUAGAAUAGCAGGUGCUUUUGUGCACAGCUCCCCUUCUCAACAUCAAACGUACCAACAUAAAAUGGCAAUGCAAAAAUUUUCAAUGGAAAAUCAUCUCAGAGAGUUGAGUAGAAUACCUGGAUAUCAAUCACAUCCAAAGUACAAAGAAUACGUUAUGAGGUAUAGGGAGAUACUGAAGUUACAGCAAUCAACUGGUUACCAAAAUCACGUUCAACAAACUUCGCGAGUCUCAACGCCAAUUAAUACCGCAGUACCACCGAUUAAUUUACAAUUCGAUCAAAAUGGCAUGUUGAUAAACUCUAAUUAUUUGCCAAAUGGCAUUCCUAAAUUACAACAUGCAUCACCUGCAGAACAAUCGUCAGAGACUAUGGAGAAACAAAUUAAAGAUCAAGCUAUUGCUAUAGCAAAUGAAAAGUGUCAACAAACACAGCAGCAAGAACAAUUAAUGAUUCCCUCGCAAAGUGAACAAGUUCCUUCCACAUGCAUAGAAAGCUUUCAGAAGCAAAGCUUUCAACAGGACUUUAAUCAAAAUCAGUUGAAAGUACAAACAAGCGACAGUCAUAGUUUUGAUACUUUAAAUACUGAUAACAGUAAGAAAACAAUGAUACAGCAGAAACCUUCUAAAGAAUUCGCUAACAAACCGGAGCUCGAUGUGCGACAGUUUCUAGCAAAUUGGGAUGAAACUGAUGAGGAAGACGGAGCAACGUCAAACUUGCCAGACGCGGUUUUAAACGAAACAACGCCGGUCGUAGUCGUAAGCUACGAAAAUGUAGAUCUCUCGUCGAAAACAUCACUGAACAGAGAUCUGUCUAGGAAAAACAGUUUUUCCUCAAACGAUACCACAUUGGACAACGGUAACGAGGCUGAAGCAAGCAUGAUAACGCAAGAUUGUUUAACGAUAUCAUAUUCAUCUUCAGAUGCUAAUGAUAUUACCAAAACUACUAAACGAACUAUAGGAGAAGGUGUGGUAAAGCCUGGAAGUAUCAUACAUUGUAUAAGUAAUGGCCCUGACGAGAUACCUACGAUACAUAUUGUAGAUAAUUUAGAAAUAAGCAACAUUUUAGGAGCAUCCAGCGACCAAGUUAUAGAAACUUUAGAAAAGCAAAAGACAGUACCAUUCUUCAAAGAAGUAACUAAUAACGAAACAGAAGAAAUCAUUCUUGAGACUGCUGAACAGAAUGACAAGGAUGAACCUCAUAGAUUACCUGCUGGCUAUGAUGAUGUAGCCAAGAAUACCAAUAUCGAGAAUUCCAACGUUUCAGAGACAAUUCAAACAACUACUGUUCCCAUAAAUAAUCAAGGACUGAGAGUUUUAUCAGCUGCGGUAAAGAAUAAUCUGGACGUUACGGAUGAGUUGAAAAAACAAAACAGUUUUGCCAGCGAAGAAUCACAUAAUCCCGAUGAUAUCAGUUUACCGGAUCUCCCAACAUCCGAGUGUACACCAAUUUCCACAACAUUGAACACACCUAUUCACUCUGAUAGCGAAGAAUCUUCGCAAAACAUGGAAGAUUUAUCUAUAUCUACAAAUCCAAUAGAGGUAAUGCAAAACAGUCCGGUAAUUAGCUUCACACAGUCCCCUGUUAAAAUUGAACCAUACGAGCAACUGAACAGCGAAGACAAACUUAAGAAUAAAUCACUUGGUAUGCUAGAAUUGGAACUUCAGAAGCAAAAUUGUUAUACAAGUGACAGUAGCAGUACCCAGGAGCAAGAUACAAGUCUGAGUAACUUUGACUUUUCUACUGAAAACUGUAAACCAAUAUCCACUGAUUUAGCCGAAGACAAGCAAAUCAAGUGUCUUGAAACUAAUUUGGCAAGGGAAAAAGUGUUCUUAGUAGAAGGUAAAGAAAGUAAUGCAAGAGUUUCAGAUACAUGUGCUGUAUUAACAUCAAUUGCAUACGAACUGGAAGUGCAACAGAAAGCGAUGGAAAACGAAAAGAAUGUAGAAGAUGAAUCUCCUAACUCCACACUGGAAGGCAAACAGAAGAGCAGAGGAAGAUCAACAGAUUCAGUGAAAUCGGCAAUUCAAACUAAUAACUCAUUAGCAGAUGCAGAUAAGGCUGUGCAUGUUGUGAUUUCAACUGGUUCUAAUGCAAAUUUAGUAAAUUCUACAGGCUCGGACGAUGAAACUCAAUCAUCGAAACAUGAAGAACUAACCAAGAAGCAAAAAGUAAAUAAUAUCAAUGUAUCCAUUAACACUAUCAAUCCUAAUCUUGCAAAAACUGAUUUAAACACAAGGAAACGGGUAAAGGAGAACAUAGGAUUGACAGAUAAAUGUAUAGAUAGAAAUGCGAGUGGCGAUAAGUUAAUGCAAGCUCAGAAAAAAGACGUGGACGGUUUAAUGUUAUCGAAACACUCUGACAUCAAAAGAUUAGUUAGAGUUGAUUCAGUCUCGUCUCAAGAAGAAGAACAAGCUGUGUGCCAUAUGACUUCUCAAUACAAAAAUUAUUCUAUUGCUGUGAUAAAAGAUAACGUUAUUUUAAGUGAUAAGAAAUCACCCGGCACCACGGAGAAAACUGUGAACGUUUGUUACGAAAAGCCACUUGAAUUUCGAUUAAAAACAAACUGUACCAAAGAGCUUUCUGAUGAAGUAGAAAUGAAAAAACAUUCCGAAGGUUGUAAGAUGUCUGAAUUAGUACAAAAAGAUCUGGAUACUGUGGAUGGAGACAUUAGGUACGUCUCAGGCGAAGUACGUCAAUUAAGUGAAUCCAACAGAAAGAAACACAAGCUGCAUCAAGACAAAAAUACAGAAGAAAAGUUGCAGAAGUAUUCACAAAUUAGAGAAAACAGAAGUGAACUGUUAGCUGUGCAUAAAAUAUCUUUAGAACAAAAUGUGUUAUCUCCAGAUAAUCUAAGUUCAGACAAUUUGGAUGUAUCGGAAGAAGUAAAAAGGCUUAAAUAUGUAAAAAGCUUUAUUAUGAAUACUAAUUCUGAUCGUGGAGUUCAAGUUGCAGACUUAAAAAUCAAAGAUAGUGAGCUUAGGAAGGAAUUGAUCUUGGAAAACCAAGGACCGGAAUACAUCAAAGAUACCUUGGAUGGUAUAAAAAUUCAAAUAAACGUUUCGUGUACAGACAGAAAUUUUAAGGGACAAGAUCAGAAUAAACAGUUUUUGUACGAAAUCGGUGAUACUUCUAGCAAUUUGUUGGAUAGUCAACGUCGAAUACAUUCUACUGAACACAAAACAGUAGAAUAUUUUGACAAAGUUCAUGAAAUGAUUGAGAAGUCUCCUGUGGUUAGGGACACUACAAUUAAUAAAACUAUUAAAAUUACGAAUGAUGCGGCCACAUCAGUUGCAAAUACAAAUAUGAGUACCACGCUCAGAAGCAGUGGAAAGAAUUCGUUAGAAGCAAAUGAUGAUGCUUUAUCAUCUAUUACUUCCAAAGAAAUAGGUAAUCCGGCUUUAGAAAGUCAGACUGUUACUAAAUUAUUACAUAAUAAUGGAUCAUGUAGGGAUGUAUUCAAAGCAGAUGCAGUGGAGGAUGCUAAUUAUUCUUUUAAUGUUGAUACAGCCAAGACAAACAGUGCAAUAUCUAAUACUGCCAUAGUUGAUGCAAGUAACAAGAUGUUAGUUAAGGCAAAAAAUAAGUUCGAAGGAGAAGAAAAGUUUAUGAACACAGAAGGCGAUCAUACAGUUAGAACGCAGAACGAAAGUGCGAAUUUCGCAGAAUGUUCGUCGCGAACCAUAGUAGAAGCAUGUAAAAUCAAUGAUGAUGCGGUCGACAGAGUAUCUCGUAUAUUGAAAAAUUUGAAGAAACUACCAGAUACUAAUCUUGUAGAAUUACAUUCGAAAUCAUUAAGCUCCUUAAGUACUCUAGAUUUUAAUUUGGACAAACUGGAGUAUGAGAAGUGUUCAGGGGUAAAAACUGACGAGUUAGAUGAUAAUUAUAUGGGGAAGUGGAAGAAGCCAAAGACCGAUCAUAUUUUUGAAGACUGUGACAUGUUCCAAAGUACCAGCGGGUACAUAAAUCCUAUUUUCUCAAACAUAGAUGAACUGGAGGAUUUACACACAGUUCCUGUAUAUACUACCAAAGAUGGGAAAAUAUCUUAUAGUCCUAAUCGAAGGUUCACGUAUCACGAAUUAAUGAUGGAAGCUCGUAGGCGGGAAAUAUCUUCUAUACGGAAAUCUCACCAUACAGAAUCUUGGAACAGUUAUUACAGUUCUAUGUUUCGCGAGCUCUGCAAAAAGAAACGGCAUCAUGGUCUAAACGAGAAGAAGAAACAUGAAUAUAAAAAUACGAAGUAUCUGUUUGAACGGAAGAGAAAUUAUUCGAACGAUUUUUCUGGAAAAAAUUCUGUAAAGUGCAAGGCCUAUAUGCACAGCAUUAAAAAUAAUAAUGCUGCUUGGUCCAACCAUUGCAGAACGUACAGGGUAUACAGUAACAGUGAUUCUGAUGAGGAAAUUAUAAUUCGUAAUGAAAAUCACGUUGCCGAAACAAAUAAUUACGGGAAAAAUUAUGCUAUAGAGAAUAAAACUGUUACAGCUACUUCCAAAACACAUAAACGUGAAGUAACUGCAGAGGACCUAGAGCUAGAAAACAUCAAUAGAAGAAUAGGUGAAAAUCUUAAAUCUGAUGUAAGUGAAAUCCCAAUGCCAGAUAAAUCUUGUGAUGUUAUUUCAAAAAACAUUCAGCCUUGUGAAGAUAAAAAUUUAAAUAAACACUGUGGAUGGCCAGAAAUCAAGGAAAUUGAUGAUGCAAGUGUACAUAACAAUGAUGAAAAGGGGAUAAGUAUUAAAGAAAAUCAAAUAUCGUGUCCACCUAUUUUUGAAGAAACAAAAGAUAAUGAAAUACAUGUUCCAGAAGGUCCUGUACCAUUGAAAAAUGAGAAACAGGAAUGCAGCGUAAUGGCAUUGAAUAAUCAAAAUUCUCUUUCAAAAAUUGAAGAUACUUUCAAGAAUAUGGAUCGCACCGAAACUUGUAAAGUUUUGAAAAUAAAUCAGAGUGAUAAAUCGGUGUAUAAAACUGAUAAAAGUGACAUGUCUCAACAGAAAUUAAAAGAUAUUUUCGAACCUGAACUAUCUAAAAAUAUGUCUAGUGAAAUCGAGGAUGAAUUGCUUAAGAAUAAUAAUAGUGCAACGCAUGAGAAAAAGUUUGUAAAAUCUGCUGAUAUUAUUGUACAGAGCAAAACAGUAAUUGGUCAAAAUAUGAAAACUACUGAAUCUUUGAGGCUCAGAAAGAAUGAUGUACAAAAAGAGAGUUCAGGGAAGAAUGAUGUUACCUACGUCAACCAAGAGGAAUACGAAUCUCAAGUGGCACAGAUAGAUACAACAAUUAAUCAUCGAAGUGUACAAUGUAGUAAUGUUAAAGAAAUUCGAUAUAAUGAAAGUGUUAAUAUCAACUCUACACAAGCAAAUGAUAGAACGAUUAUAAACUGUAAUGGAUCAGCUUUCACAGAUCUUUCAAAAGCUACUGUUCAUAUUGAAAAAGACAAUACCACUAACAAUUCAGUGACAUCUCUUAGAAAUAAAGUGGACGUUAUUUUACCAGGUAUAAAAGAAAACCCAACUGAAGAAUCAAUGAUACCUGGUGAAGAUUCAAAGGAAUGUUCAAGUGCAAGUUGUCCUGAUGAACUUCAAAGUGAACAUGAAUCUAAUCUUAAUUGCGGGUCAUCAGUAGAGGUGGAAAUGCCUGUUUUGAGCAUGCAUUGCGCUACAAAAAGUUCUCCAACUGAAACUCCUGUAAAUAAGAAAAUAAACAUUGGAGAAGAGAAAAAAAAGGAACAGAGCGAGUUAUCUUUCCUUGAUUCUUACAGAAGUUCAAAUGACUUAUCAGAGAGUAACACAGAUAUAAAAGGAAUACCUAAACUCGUCAUAAAGAAAACUGAUACUUUAAAUUCAAAGUCAGAAUGUUUAUUGGAUUGUACGGAAUCGGAAAGUCCUUUCGAUAAAUAUGACGCAAAACCAUUAUCCGAUCUACGUCCGAAAAUACCAAAAAUGGUAAUCAUCAAGAGCAAAUCACGUUCUGCAACACCUACUACCGAAAUAUUAGAAAAACCUAAAUCUGAAAAAACACAGACUCUUUUGCCAGAGCAGAAUGAUACGGAUAUGGAUGUGGAGACCAGCGAUGCCGAAUUGUAUAUGUUAAAAUACAAGAAUUACGAAGGCAAAGUUCCAAAAGUAAAGAUAAAAUUGGAGGAUAUUUCUUCCAAGGACUUAAAGCUAUACUUGAAGCGAAAGGCUACUAAGAGCAUUUCAAAAGUGAAGAUGAAAAAAAUUAGAACUCAAAAGUCCAAGAAUCCUACAAAGUAUGAAACAGAAGAUAGUUCUGAGAUAGAAAUUAGUGAUUCAGAGAACGAUGAGAAAAUUCAACAGGAGUCACUAUCUACUGAAUCUGAGAAAAUACCAAAAUCGAAAUUAAGGAGGCAAGAUGAAAACCAAGCUUUAUCGCCUAAAAAAUCCAAGGAACAGGAUACAAAUAUUUCGAAACCAAUUCUAAAAAAACCUAAGAAAAUAAAAGAAGAAGACACAACUCAGUUAAAGAAUGGUGAGAUACGAAAAAAAUUUCCGCAGUGUAUUAUUGAAAAAAUUCCUAAGGUUAUAAUAAAAAGAACACAAAUUGGCACAGAAUUCAAAUGUGAAAUUAGUAAAAAUAAGAAGACUCCGGGUAUUGAUACAUCAAAGUGGCAACCAAGAGUGAAAUUGCAAAGACUGAAAGUUCUGGAUCAUAUGGCAAAGGAUAUAAAGCAAUCGAACCUUGGGUUAAAUGAUGAAUCACAUAUUAAAGAUUCUAUUAACAAGAAAGAUUCUGCUCGUGAUAGUAAAGUCAAAUUAUGUAGAUCUAGUUCAGCAUCCAAUUUGUCACCUGUUAAGUGUAAGCAGAGAAGAUUAUCUGACCCUAAUUACAUAAAAAUGGAUGUAAAAUCCACUGAUUUUAUUAAUAUUAUUUCAAGAGAUAGUAAGCAUAAACCACUGGACACUAAUGAAAUACCUAAUCUCAAAGUAGUUGAUAGCGAAAACAAAAGUUUGAAACGGAAGGGUAAGAAAAGUAUAUCAUCUGAAAGUAAGAGAAUAAAUAAUAGUCUGAAUGAUGAAAGUGAAAAUGAAAUGGAAAAAACGAAUAAAUCCAAGAAUGCUACAGAGAAAUCUUUCAAUAAUGUUUUGACGAACGAAGACAAUGAUUUAUUGAUUGAAAAAAAGGGAUACUCAUCUUUUGGGACCAAGGAAAGUGAAUCAUCGAUAGAAGACAAAUACCUACUGUGUGGUAUUCUGCAUUCACGUAAUCUUGAUGAUAAUGAUAUUUCCAUUAUUAAAGUUGAUUCUUCAGAUGAAAGCCAAACCACUAUAGAAUUUCUACCAGCAUCUCCUGACAGCGGUGAAGAAGAAUCAAAAAACCGUGAAUUUGAAUGUACAAAUAGAAUAGAUUUAGAAGAUGCCAUACCAACACAAUUGGAACUUGAAUUAGACCUUAUUGAUAAUAAUGGUACACAACUUUCAGAUGUGCCUGCUGACAAAUAUAAUCAUGUUUCGCGUUUGAAAAAGGAAAACAUCAACGAAAGAUUAACAAAUACAUUUUUCAAUGACUUUCAACAUUCUUCACAGGAUACCUUUAAAAACGAAAUGCAAAGUCCGAAAAGGAAAUCAAAUGAUUAUUUUUCUUCUACUGACUUGUUAGUUAAGGAAGUCUUAGCUGCUAAGGAGACACUGAAGAAAUGUCUAACUCGAUCUAAGGAUGACAACGCGGAAAAGAGCAUAUUGAGAACCAAAACAGUAGCAGAAAAGAAACAAGGUUUAUGUUUCAACUUUAAAGAUCUUGAAAAUUACAAACUUGAAGAUGCAGGGUCUACAUGCACAGUAGAAAAAGAAUACCAAUCGGAUCCACAAUUGGACAUUGAAAAGGCUGAAGGAAGUCAUUCCAAGCAAGACCAACAUUCCUGUAUGGGGCAAGACAUUAAAUUGAAGGAAUCACAAGAAGAAAUAACUUACUCUGUAGAUUAUCCUACUGCUUCUACGUGUGGGUAUACCAGUGUACCUGAAUCAAUUACAAUUUCUUUAAAAGCCACUAAGAAAUAUGGUGAAAUUACAAUAAAUGAAGGAUCUUUAAAUAUAGCGACUAAUACAUUCAAUCCAUCUAACAAUCUCAGUAGUAUAGAGGAUACAACAAAGCUUCAUGAAGAAAAAUCUGAAAAGAAAACAAUAAGUAGUACUCAAAAUCCAAAAGAUAAUGACAGUUCAAAUGAGACAAAGACAAAAGAAGAUAAUAUGCCAUUAUUAGUGCCAGAGUUUGCUUUACAUUUUGAUUCCAGUUCAGAUAGAGAUAGUUCUAGAUCACCACCUGUUAUUACAAAUCAAGAAGAGAGUGACAAUGUGACGGAGGAUCCAAAAGACACAAAGGAUAAAGUAAUAACUUCAACUGAGAAAAUAGAGGAGAACGUCAAACAUUCCUAUAAAGACUGUGAAAUGACCAUAGCUGAUAUUAUGACACAACUAGCUUACCAUGAAAAGGCAACAAUAAAGCAUCGAAGAUACUGCAAUUUGUGUGAAAGAUGGUUCCCUACAACGUCGCGACACAGGCGACACUUAGCUGGUUAUCAACACCGUUACAUGGAAUUAACACAGCGUAAGAGUAUUCACGCGCUUUUCAUUCUGUUCACUGGUAGGCCUUGUCCAAGGCUUCUACCAGCGAACGUCAUUCGCAACGAUUGUUGCAUAGGAGAAUUAACGCCUUUACAAAUUGCUGUUCAGGAUGUGGCAAACUACGUGGAACCCACCGAAAAUCUUAAAACAAUAGAAUGAUUACAGUUAAUCACUGCAAAUUAUUAUGGCUGCGUACAUAUGUUUCCUGUGAUCGCCUAUAG